Molecule: messenger RNA, 4685 nt
Organism: Saccostrea echinata
Lineage: Eukaryota; Metazoa; Mollusca; Bivalvia; Ostreida; Ostreidae
Product: protein neuralized-like
Exons: 5
Coding region: 180-2069 (629 amino acids)
Molecular function (GO): ubiquitin protein ligase activity
Source: RefSeq, a predicted model, not a curated record
UUGCCUCUGUGAUACUGCUGCUGAUCAUGGGCAUCUCAGAAGGGCCCCUCUAGAAGAUAAGAGCACAAGCUACAGUAGAGGAGGCUGAUGUAGAAAUGGAUUUCAAAACAUCGUCUGCCACAAGCCCUAAAAGAUGUUGUGAGUAGCUUGUUAAGCCGCCAAAAAUAAACAGAGAUGAGAUGGGAGUUUUGACCAUGGAGACUAUAUCUUUUGAUUCUUCCACCACGGUUAAUACCAAUGUGAACACCACCAAUGUGAAUUCCACUGCCAGGAGAUUUUUUGCCGCUAAGAGAUCAGCUUCGCACCACUUGGACUUUCAUGGAACCGAUCUGCACAUGUUGCAGCAGGCAGGAUGGAUGGGACGGAUGCACCGAGGGCUUUACAGAGGGACACAGUUCAGACACAGUACUGGAGACCUGGGCUCUAUAAAUGUAAGCUGGCCUGUCAAAUUCCACGAGGUCCAUGGUGACAAUGUGAUCCUGUUAAAUGACAAUACACUAGCCAAGCGAGGAGACAGUUUCUGCAAAGCCAUUUGUUUCAGUAGCCGUCCAAUUGCCAUUAAUGAAAAAGUCUACAUCCGCUUCGCGGAGACCUCCAGUAGCUGGAGUGGUGUUUUGCGAUUUGGAUUUACAAAUAUUGACCCCGCCACAGUGCGGGGAUCUGACCUUCCUCGAUAUGCAUGUCCCGAUAUGACCAACAAGCAGGGCUGCUGGGCCAAGGCUCUGGGGGAACGAUAUGCAGCCCAUAAUAACAUUCUUCAUUUCUAUGUUACGCGUACAGGGGAUGUGAUGUAUGGCAUUAAUGGGGAGGAUAUUGGACUGUUUUUCUCCGGUGUUUCCACUCUCUCCCCACUGUGGACUCUACUGGAUAUUUAUGGCAAUACCAUUGGCAUUGAAUUUGUUACCCAUGAGAGAUUGAACAAUAGUCCUUUUGGAUCUCUUGGGGCUUUACACAAUGCACUCCCUCCACCCAUACCUCAGAGGGAGACUGUAUCCUCAGGGCCAAGAACUCACUUCUCCACGUCUAGUCUAUCGAGUCUACACAGUGAGCCCAUAUCAGCUCCAGCAGCACCUUUAAUUCCAGUACGCUAUUACACAAACAUUAACUUUAGACCUAUGAGUUGGCAUGAACUGACAGGCAAAAACAUACGAGUGGUUGAUGCCAAUCGGACUAUUGCUGUGAGGGCCGAUGAUGAAUAUUGUAAUGCUUAUGUGUUUUCAUCCCGCCCCCUAAAAUGUGGUGAAAAAAUUGUGAUACAGGUACUGGGAAUAGAGAGGACGUUUAUUGGUGGACUAGCGGUGGGAUUUACAGCAUGUGAUCCUAGAGAAGUAAAUCCACAUGAUCUUCCCGAUGAUUCUGACAUGUUGUUGGAUCGGAAAGAAUACUGGGUGGUUAAUAAGGAUGUCUGCCGGACACCGGAAGUCGGGGACGAAUUGUGCUUUCAUUUAACUUUAAAUGGUGAAGUUCGUUACUCAAAGAACAACACAAAGGUCGCUACCCUGAUGCAUGUAGACAAGACUCUUCCCCUCUGGUUGUUUUUCGAUGUUUAUGGAAACAUUCAAAAGAUCCGGAGCAUUGGGGUGACAACACAUGUACCCCCAAUCCCGCCUCGACCGAGGUCCACUCCAUUUAUGACCCAGACCAGCAUGCCACAACUGACGGUGACUCUCCCUCCCCGAGAUCCCAACACCACACAGGUACCAGUCAGUACCACCACCCCAGCAUCUUCUGGAUCCAUCCCUCAUCAUUCAGGUCCACCUAGUCACAGUAUGAUGAGAAGCUACAGUGUUCCAAGUGGUGUCACAUCUGAACCAAUGUCACCACAACAAAAAAUAGGUCACAUCAAGUCACUUCCCACCUCACCAGAGACAACUAUGGACUCUUGUGCUGAAACAGAGGCUAGCGAGUGUACUGUUUGCUAUGAGCGGGCUGUUAAUGCAGUGCUGUAUACUUGUGGACACAUGUGCAUGUGCUUCGAGUGUGCAAUAGUUGUGAAAAACCAUAAAAGUGCACUGUGUCCUAUAUGUAGACAAGAAAUUAAAGAUGUUAUUAGAAUUUACAAAACAUGAGACUUGUCACGCAUCACAUAGAUUUUUACGGUAUUGCUGAAUAUAUGCUGUAUUUUUAGAAGUUAAAAUAUAAAAGAUUAUAUAUUUUGUCUCAAUGGAGAAAUAUGCAUAUUAAUUACAGUUCAUCAGCUGUUUCUCUUUGACAGUGGUGCUUCUUGCAGAGCAAGAUUAUGCCCUCUCAGGCCAAUACUUGACCAGGAUUUGGUACAAAGCAUUCUAGUGCUAACUACAUACAUUUGAUUACUUCUGUUAUGUUUUAGGGUGUUUUAAUUAACUGUGCAAUAACCAGGGUGAAUUUGAUUGGUUAAGGUUCAGUGUUGUGCUAUAUUUUAUAUGGCCUCGGCUCUGUUAAUAUUUGAGGUUUGAGAAUUAUACUACUUGUGUUUAAUUUGACUUGAUGAGAUGCAGCCAUUUUUCAUUGUUGAUUUGUAACAGUUUUCACAGUUAUAAGCAUAUCUAUCAUGUAGAAGAAUGUCUGAAAAAUUGUUACAAGUUUUUAUGUUUAGCAUUAGAUUGAAUUUUAUUUCUUCGAUUUUCACUUUGUAGUACCCAAAACUAUUACCCGGUACAUAUGGCACAUAGAUAGAACUGAUAAUUACCUCAAGCAACAUCAUACAAAAUGUGACUGGUAGUAUACAUGUUCUUGUAAAAUGAGUAAAAUCAUUCAUACAUUAUUUAUUUCAAAGAAUAAAGCUUAUUGUGAUAUUGUUCUAUUCUGGAAUUUGAUUGUUUUAGUUCAAGGGUUUUGAUAACAUAGAGUGACAGUCUGGAAGGAAAAUCAUGCACUUGUGUAUUCAUUUAUUUUUCUCGAACACAGUACAUCUUUACUCUGAAGCUAAUUCUUUAUUCCCAAUUUUACUCAAGCUUUUGUUAAACUGUACAUUAUGAUUUCACAAUCAUUGAAGCCACCGACUGUAGUUCAGUCACACGUGAAAGUCAUUUCUGAUCAUAUUUUCCCAUUACUGCGAAGAAUAUGAUAGAAAGCUGCUCAAACUGUUGAUUUUUUAUUGUUAAAUGAACUAGUAGUGCUAAAAUAAUCUAAGAUGGGAUGAACCUCUGCUAACUCAACCAGAAUUUUUAUGUAAUUUCACAAUUUUUAACACAAGAUGGAGAUUAAAAUGAAAUUGAAGCAAAUCUGAUAGAAUUUUGACGUAGAGUAAAACUUACAAAGGAAAUGUUUUUGAGUUAUCUCUCUUUGUAAAGAUUAUCCUCUCUUAAGGUCAUGAAAAGUACAUGCGCAGCAUUGCUAUGUCCUAAACUUAGUGUUUAUUAAAGUAAAAUUAAUGUGUUCUCAGGUAGCGAUGAGUGUAACAAAAAUUGAUUGAACAACUUGAAUGAAUCUUCUUUAAUCAAUGUGCAUUGCAGAAUCUUUUCAACAAAUUUAACAUUUUGAAAAAGGCAACCUCGCUUGUUUCAUUUAAUUUUUUUUUUUAUUUGAGGUUGUCUCCCUUUGACUGUGAUAUGAUUUAGUGAGAAAGCAAUUUUCUGAUGUACAAUCUCACACAGUAUAGAUCUAAUUUCAGUCCACUCUGUUACUUGUUUUUUAAUACUGUCACUAAAUCAUGGUAUCUGGAAGCUAGAUUUUGCACCCAUUCCCAUGUUUUUUAACUGUUGCAAUAUUUUAUUAAUUCAUCCUGUACUUUCUUGAUGAUAAACUUUUGAUAUCACGAGACUGAUACAACAGUGCUGAUUUUAUUGUACAUUUAUUCAUUUUAUCAUAAUCUUUCAGAUAAUUUUUUAAAAUUCUUUUUUGUAUUAUUAUUAUUUUUUGUUUUUGGAAAAAAGAUAGAAAAAUGCAUUAUACAUGUAUUUUAUAAAUAUUUUUGUUUUAUAGAGUCAGGCUGUCCAGUAGCCCUAAAAUUCUGAAAUUAAAAAAAAAAAGGAAACCUAGUAUUUUUUAGUUUUGCUCAAAUUUCUUUAAAAAAAUGUUGAAAUCAAGGGGAAAUCCUUAAAAGGCUCUAAUUUUUCCUGUCACCUCUUUUUUAAAAAAGUAUAUUUCUAUGCUUGCAAUUUUGAAAACACAUUUAUUCAUAAUGUGUCCUAAUGUAGUUUGCAGUUCUUUUUCAGAUUAUUCAGUAAAAGACAUUUGACUAAUGUCAAGACACCCUUCCUGUACUUUAAAAAAAUUGUGAGUUUACUUAUGGUCAAAUUUGUGAAGGUAAAUGCAUUUCAAUGUUUAAAACCGCACUUAAAUUCCUAAUGUUAGCCCUAAAUUAACCCUAAAAUUUCUAUUAAAAAAAAAAAAAAUGGAAAUUCGCCCAAAUUUUUUGUCAAAGAGUGCUGGACAGCCUGUAGUGAUUUAUAAAAGUUAAAACAACUUCCAGUCCAUUAUUUCAUAUUUUAGAACUGCUUUCUUUUCAUUGAUUCAUUAUGUAUGGGAUUGUGUUCAGGUUAGUUGUAAGUGUACAGUGAUUACACAAACCAUAGCAUUUUACGUAUUGAUUUAAAUAUUGAAUGUUUGAAGCAUUGUUUUAAUUCACUUGAUUUCCAUUUGUGUUGCCAUAGAAACAUGUAAAUAUAUUUUAUAGAGUGCUGUUACCCAUUUGUCAGUAAAUCUAAGGUAGUGGUUUUUCACCUGACUCAAUGUACCAAAAUAAACAUGGUUACUCCUUAGAA